This is a messenger RNA of Phalaenopsis equestris, 1179 nucleotides long. RefSeq lists its product as uncharacterized. Gene Ontology annotation, cellular component: plasma membrane. NCBI's taxonomy places the organism in Eukaryota, Viridiplantae, Streptophyta, Magnoliopsida, Asparagales, Orchidaceae. The transcript is spliced from 2 exons. The record is from RefSeq and is a predicted model, not a curated record. The coding region runs from base 1 to 1179 and encodes 392 amino acids. Gene Ontology annotation, biological process: phosphatidylinositol phosphate biosynthetic process; protein localization to plasma membrane.
AUGGCAACGACCAACGGCUCCCCUCUUUCGUCCUCUUCCGCCACCAUCUCUGCUUCUGAAGCCAACAAUCCUGGCUGCAACCCCAACCCUAACCGUAACCUUGGUUCCAGCUCCAGCAACACGAACCAGUCCUGUUGGGAAUCCUUCUCCAAUGCCCAGUCCCGCAUCUACGCCCUCUCCUCUCUCCUCGGCUCCCCUAAACUCAUCGCCCUCGCCGAAUCGGACUGUCCCGCUCGCUCCCUUUUCAACUCCAGUGAUGCCUACUUCGCUUUCUCCGCCGCGUUUUCCCACACCUCCUCUGGGUCGGGUGACGACCCACUCUGCCAGUGGCUUUGCGAGGCGUGCCAAUCAUCAGAUCCCGACCUUCGCCUCGUUGUCCUCUCUUUAGUCCCCCUUCUUUCCGGCUUCUACCUCUCCCGCAUGGUCACUCUUUCGGGCUCUUUCGCUUCUGAUUCUGCGCCUGCACUUGCUGGUUUCGAAGCCGUAUUUCUCGCGCUCUAUGUCACCGGGGUCAAGGCCAGCUCGUGCAAACCCCACCUUAUCUCGGUUCCGGAUCUAUUGCAUCCGUUGCUCUACCAUACUCCGUCGGAGGGCUCUGCUUCAGCGCAUAAACCUACCAUUGGUCUGCUCUCUCUGCCAUUAGAGCCGCAGAUCGCCGUAAAAUCCACCAAGCGUGCUUGGAUUGUUGGAAUUGCACUUGAUUGCUACCACCAAAGGAUCCGUCGCAUGCCUCCACUUUCAAAGAUUGUUUUUUGCGAGUUUGUUUCGUCAUGGGCUGGCCAAGAUUGUCCCUGUCGUUAUGACUUUGAUGAUGAUGUGAAUUUCUUUUCAUCGCCAGAGAUGAGAAACUGUGGUGAACGGGCUUCGCGAAGGUGCUCAAGAGUCCCACUGCCUUGGGAACUCAUGCAGCCGGUCCUAAAGAUUUUGGCUCACUGCCUUCUGGUUCUAUUGGUUCCACCAGAGGUGAGGGAUGCAGGUUCAGCUGCUAUCCGCUGCGUAUAUGCUCGGGCCUCACAUGAUAUUACACCCCAAGUGAUUCUGGCUGCUCGGAGUUUGAUCAAGCUUGAUAAUAUGAUAAGGAAGACAGCCAAAGGGCCUGCCUCAAACCCAAGUACUCCAAACAAACCUAGGAGGUCUGAGUUAGACUUAUGGAUCAUGGCUGAAUCUGCAAGUUUUUAA